This is a messenger RNA of Boleophthalmus pectinirostris (great blue-spotted mudskipper), 2420 nucleotides long. It is a transcript of the gene tmem165, whose product is annotated as transmembrane protein 165. Gene Ontology annotation, cellular component: Golgi apparatus. The record is from RefSeq and is a predicted model, not a curated record. The transcript has 6 exons. Lineage: Eukaryota; Metazoa; Chordata; Actinopteri; Gobiiformes; Gobiidae. Gene Ontology annotation, molecular function: manganese ion transmembrane transporter activity; calcium ion transmembrane transporter activity. Bases 219 to 1133 code for a protein of 304 amino acids. Gene Ontology annotation, biological process: manganese ion transmembrane transport; Golgi calcium ion homeostasis; Golgi calcium ion transport.
GCCAAUGGCGCUGCCCGUGCGGCUCCACUUCUCUCUCUGCAGCUAACUUCAGCAGAGUUAGCUCGGGCAGCUAAACAGUGACGUGUAUUUACAAAGAGCACCAAUAUUAAUGCAUGAUGCUGUUCUGAAGUUGAAGUUUUUAGUAAUCCGGUGCAUUAUGUGAUUGCUUAUCCAAUUUUUACUUUGAAAUUUCCUUGAAUUGUGUCCUGGGAGCAAUAAUGUCCGUCCUUGUUGUUGGAGGAGAUGGACGGGCUAGCUCGACUGUGGUGCGCCUCUUCUUUCUUCUCGCUGUGUCGCUGCUUUUGGUCGGAGUCGCUGCUGUCCCCGAAGAGAACAAACCGGUUCAAGAACAACCACUACAAGAGAAAGGCCCAACUACUCGCCCCAUAGGCCCAGUAAGCCCUGAGGAUGACACAAAGAAAGGGAACCUGGGCUUCAUCCAUGCCUUUGUGGCUUCCCUCUCUGUCAUCAUCGUCUCAGAGUUGGGAGAUAAGACAUUUUUCAUUGCGGCCAUCAUGGCCAUGCGUUAUAACCGCCUGACUGUGCUCACAGGGGCGAUGCUGGCCCUGGCUAUUAUGACUUGUCUCUCUGUGCUUUUUGGCUAUGCCACCACCAUCAUACCUCGAAUCUAUACCUAUUAUGUGUCCACGGCUUUGUUUGCCAUCUUUGGUAUCCGGAUGCUGCGAGAGGGACUCAAGAUGAGUCCAGACGAGGGUCAGGAGGAGCUAGAGGAGGUGCAGGCAGAGAUCAAGAAGAAGGAUGAGGAGCUGCAGCGUUCAAAACUUGUGAACGGGGCCCCAGACAUUGAGGCUGGAGCUGGAGCCCCACUGCCUCAGAAGAAGUGGCACAGCUUUAUCUCCCCCAUCUUCAUCCAGGCCUUCACCCUCACCUUCCUGGCUGAGUGGGGAGAUCGCUCCCAGCUGACCACUAUCAUUCUUGCUGCCCGGGAGGACCCUUUUGGCGUGGCUGUUGGUGGCACAUUUGGUCACUGUUUGUGCACUGGGCUGGCCGUAAUCGGAGGGAGAAUGAUUGCUCAGAAAAUCUCAGUUCGAACAGUUACUAUCAUUGGAGGAAUCGUCUUUUUGGCCUUUGCCCUUUCAGCUCUUUUUAUCAAGCCGGACACUGGACUUUGAGUGGAUCAAAAUUAUUCAGGUUUACUCUGUACAUAAAUGUAAAAUGUGAGUACAUUGCUGUGUUGUUUUAAUCCUGCUUUACAAAUGCCCGACAGAUCAGGAGCCAAUGUCUGUAACUCAGUGGAAUCUACCAUAGAGGGACCUUUGCAUUUAUAUAAGUGUUUCUUAUUUUUGGGAGGGAUUAGGACUUUCUCAGAGUAAUGGCUGGAUUAUUGCUCAAAAUACCUCAACGGUGACCACCCACCUCUUAAUAAAAUGCAGUGUAAAUCAAUUCAAUAGAUUGCAUUUGGGCUGUAAAUUGUAAUUCUGCUAAGGGUUAACCACUGGCCAUAACCGUUUUAUUUCAUGAUUGAUGAAAACUGAAAUAUGAGUUCAGUUUCAAGGGGUUGUACACCUUUUAUAUGUUUCAUGUCUAUAAGUCCAUACUGUAAUUAUGGAUGGGUGGUAACCGUUGAUCCCUAAUGUAAUUUCAACUGUGUGACCGAUCUGUUCAUGUUUUAAAGCUGUGGUCCAUGUCCACAGUUAAACUCUUUGUAUCAGCCUUUCUUUGCCUUUUUGAUUUUAAUUCAAAUUUAAAUUAAGUUGCGUCCGGGGACAGUAGACUAUUUUAAAUACACAUUUUAGCUGCAGUCCUGAAACCAAUUCUUUACAUUUUUUUCAUUUUAAUUUGUGUUGUUCAGUUACAGUAUUAUGUUGCAACUCCCCUCUCCAGACACCAAGGGGAGCCACAUCCUAUGUUUAACCAAUUAGUGUGGAACUAUCUACAUAAUCUACAUAGAAUUUGAAAUUGCAAAUGACCUCCACUGUCUCUGCUCAAGCCCAGAAAUCACUACUUGUAUGGAUGCAGUCUAUUGAUUGCAUACUAUAGCUGUAGUUUUCUUUUUGUUUUUCUUUUAUAAAAAUGGGAUAAAUUAAACUUUCCAAACCAAAUCAAUAUUUGAAUAAUUUAAAUUUUCUUUUUUCAUUAAAAUUGAAUCUUAUAAUAAAGUAAAGUUAUUUUCUACAUAAUAAUUAAAAUGGGACGUCACUCCCUUUGGUCUCCCAGCAGCAAUGUGCCCACCUGUAUUUAAGAUUUAAGUUUUAUUUAUUUACCCUUCCUUCUGGGGAAAAGUUCUGUAAACAGACGGGGAGUGGUCAUUGUAACAACUGAAAUAUUUUUUUAAGGAUCAGUCUAUGGCCGCGUUGUCAAUAUUUGACAGUCUGCGCCCACUGUGUAGUAGUAAUUCAGAAUCACUUAUUGUAAUACUAGUUGGGUGAAAUCCAAAUCAAUAAAACCUUUUGAAAUCA